AUGCUGGAUCGUUGGAACCCGACUGCUGUGUGGUUGCUCUAUGGAUGCCUGGCUUGUCUUGUCUUCAGCUCAGUGAAUGUCAAUGCAGACGGUCGGGUGUUUGUGUUGGACCUGAGGAACUCCUCCGGCCCUCAGGGCUUCAGAGAUGCCGAGCGGGCCUGUGCCUCGCAACGUGCCCGCCUGGCAUCGGCGGAGGAUCUCCGUCACGCUGUGGUGGAGUGCUUCUUCUCUACAUGCACCCGUGGCUGGCUCUAUGGAGGCACAGUGGGGACCACUGUGUGUAAUGUCGCAGGCAGUGGACUGAACGCAGUGGACGUGAGAACAGAAAAUGCCACAGAGGACAAGGCCCACCUGGACGCCUUCUGCAUCAAAGAUAAAGGCGUGCCAUGUGGGGACCCUCCAUCUUUCCCCAACGCUCGUCUGCAGGGUCACCCUGGCUUUGAGAUGGGCGAUGAGCUGCUCUACACGUGUGUGCCGGGUCACGUGAUGCCCAGCGGACACACUGCCUUCAGCCUGCUGUGCGACAGCUGUGGAGAGUGGUAUGGACUGGUGCAGAUUUGUGUCAAAGAUGGGACUGAAAGUCACAUAGACUAUGAGGACAAGUUCACAGAUUCCUACGAGGAGGAAGUGCACCACAGUGAGAGGCCAGAGGAGGCCCACGGGGAAGUGUAUGAGGAGGUGCAUGGAGCUGCAUAUCUGGAGGGGAGGGAGAGUCAGGAGCAGCAAGAGACAAGCUUUGGUCUCGUGGAGCAUCAGGACGAGCAUGGAGACGCUGAAGCAGGAGGAGAAUCGAAUGGUAGUAAGUUUGAGGGUGAAGUAGAGGAAAAAGACGAGCCCCGGGUUUUGGAGGACUUUAUAGAUCCCCCGAGGUGGGAGCAGGAGAGGAGGGAGGUGGUGAGGAUAGAUGUAGCUGAAGCCACAGAAGCACCGGUCUCUCUUCUCUCCCAGAAACACAUGUUCUGGUUCCCCUCCGAGGCUUUUCACGAGGAGAGUCAGUCUGUCUCCACCAAUCCAGUCACACAGACUCCACAGAGAGCUUCAGGCACCCAAUCAGAGGAGAGCAAAGAGCAUGAGAGCCAGGAGACCCAGCAUUCCGUCGAUGCCGAUGACCAUGAUCACGAGCGAGACGAUCAUGACACAGAUGAACGACAGGAAGGCGACGACAGCCAUCACUAUGAUCAAGCUGACCCUGACAGUCACCAGGAGGAAGAUGACCACGAUGACCAUCUGAAACAUUACAUUCCAGCUCAGCACGAUGAUCUGGACAGACGGGACCCCUCGGAAAAACACGACGAAGAUCAUAUUGACCCUAAUGACCAUUAUGACAUGGGUGAACAUGAGGAAGAUCGCGUUCGCUACAGCAACCCGGAGUACGAUGAUCGGGACGACAGCUACGAUGAACACGAAAGCUACGAGGAUCGCAAGGAUGGGACUGACGAUCAUGGUGCCGUUGUUGAAGAGCAUCCUGAAGACUCAAAGGAACAUCCAGACCAACACGACCAUGACGAUGGCGAGGAGCAUUACGACCUGGAGGAGGACAAUAGCGAUCAUUUCACUGAUCACGAUGAGCAUGACAACGAUGAGCAUGACAGCUACGAUGAUCACGAUAGCCACGAAGAUUUCGAGGAUGGUCAUCAGCGUGUCAUCGUUUCUAUCGCAACAGAUGUUCGGAAGAAUGUCACCGCGCAGGGAGCAGAAGAGAAGGCGACGACGGAUGACACCUGGCUAGACGGCUACCCUGUCGUUGUGGAGGAAACGGAGAAAGGCGACUCUACAACAGAGCGAGUGAGCCCAGAGGACGGAGAGAGGGGGACACAUGCCACGACAACAGACAAACCCAACGAGGUGGACAUUCAUAGACCUGUCCCCUACACCAGUUCACCAGAGGAACAGGAAUCUCCCACUGUGGACCCUGAACAAGGUGGAGUGAAGGACGUCUGGCCUGGCUUCAUCCCCACCGUUGCUCCUUCUCCUGAUCACAUAGAGCCCUCAGACUCCCCCUCGUACUCCGACACCCUCGACUACGACACGCAACAAGCAGCUCCCACCCGCUCCUGGCAGGAAGACCUUACCGAGCACCCAUUCCUCGAUUACGGCCUGGCUCCCCCAGUGCAUGAUGGCGACGUCCUGAUGGAGGAGCACACCGUGAACAACCUGCCCAGUGAGACUGGCGAGCGUGAGGAGGUGGAAGGGGAGAUGGGGGAGGCGACCUGCGUGGGCGGUGACUGCCCACCGCGUCCUCCUCAGAGCUCCUCUAGCAAAGGUGCCACAAUUACCGUCAUCAUCGUGGCGUUGUGUGCGCUGGCUGCGGCUGUCGUCGUCGGGGUGUGGUGUUACCGACGGCAGCAGCAGAAGAGCUCGAUGUACGAGAUGAACGGGAAGGGCCAGAGUCACAGCAGACAGGGCCAACAGAUAGAGAUGCAGCAAAAAGUGUAAUAACAAGAGACGAGGAAAGAGGACACUGACGGAGGGCAGAGACAUUUAGGACGAGUUGGAUGAAUUUGAGAAGAACGCGUAGCCCUUCAUCUGCCUAGUAAGUAGGCUACUGCAUAAUUGAAGAUUUUGGAUCAGUAUGAACAAAAGAGUCCUGUUUUGUACAUUACCUGUGUGGUGCACAAAAUACAGUAAAACAGUGAGAAGUGAUGCAGCAGUAUGCAUCAGUCUGCUUCUUAACAAUUCUACGGAAGUUCACCGACCUUUGUCAUACUUAUUCAUUAUUUUCAAAGCUCCGAUAUCUAUGGGGACAGUUGGGGGCGUUCUGUCUAGACUGGACCACGUUCCAGGAACUAAAAACAACUAGAGAUUGUACAAAAUUACCAUGUUGGAAAACCCCAAGACGACAUGCCUGCCUGAAUUACACGAACUGAGACUUCAACCUCCGAAGCUCUUGGACAUUGUGGUGAAGAUUCUCUCCGCUACUUUGCUGUCAUUUAUGUUGAGUGGUCUUGUUUCUUUCUUUUGAUGUGUACUGUUCUGGAUUUAUAGAUCUCAAUCUUAUUUUCUGUGUAUUUUUUUUUAUAUAUAUAUAUAUAUAUUAAUAAAAGUAUCCCACUUGUUUGUAGGAGUUAGAGGAUCACAACACUGCAGCAAAUUUGGGCAGGUUUUUUCCCAAAUGAAAGACUUGGAUUCCGUUGCACCAGCGUUAAAGAAAAAGAGAAAAUUAUGAUUUUGAUGAUGAUGAUGAUGAUGAUGAUGAUGAUGAUGAUGAUGAUGAUGAUGAUGAUGAUGAUGAUGAUGGCUAGACCAGAUGAGAGAACGAGUAUAAAGAGAGCUGAAAUGAAAAAGAGGCUGGGAAAUGGUGUGAAUACAAAGUAUGAUGGAAGAAACAUCUGAGGACCUUCCAGCCUCUGUUGGUUUUGACAAGUCAGCUGGUGAUAAAUAUAAAGCAGGUUUCCAGACUGCAAAUUCGGCCCUGUGUUUGUGUGUGUGUAUGUGUGUGUGUGCAUGUGUCUCAGGUUCGUGCAAUCUGCUGCUCAGCGGUACACCGUGUUUGAAGAAGCAGCGAGGAUGCUGACGGCAUCCAGACCAGCCAGAGAUCAGACUUUGUGUUGCUGCCAUGGCAACAGAGAGGAACUACCCCAAAUGUUUAAGUGAAAAACAUCAUCAGUCAUUUUCUGAAAUAUUUCGACCGUUCAGAAGGAUUUUUCCUUGUGAGAUUCGACGAAAGAUAGUUUUGGAUAUCUUGUGGAGCUGGAGAGCUUUAGUUUAAAAAUAGUUCCAGACCUCAUGCCCUGAAAUGUUCACCAAUCUGCCACAACCUUAAAACAGAUAAUGGGUUUGAAUGUUGGAGCUGUUCGGUGUACAUGAUGAUUCAUUGUUUAAUUUCGCUCAAAACUGAUAGAUGUCGUGCUAAAUAUAUUUUCAACAAUAUCAGUGCAUUAUGUUCUUGUGCUUGUUUUCUGCCUCACCAAACAUGUUUGGAGCAGCGAGGAUGCUACAUGUUUGGUGAGGCACCAUGACCUUGACCUUUGACCUUUACCCACCGAAAUCUAAUCAGUUCAUCUGUGAGUCUCAGUGAACAUUUUUGCAAAAUUUUAAAGGAUUCACUUGAGGUGUUAUUAAGAUAACAUGUUCACAAGGCAAAAAAGGGUUUUGUGAGGACACCCUGACCUUACAUUUUUACUACCAGAUUAUAAUCAGUUCAUCCUUGAGUCCAGGUAAACCUUUGUAUCAAGUUAGAAGAAAUUCUCUCAAGAUGCACUCAAGAUAUCAUGUUCAAAAGUGCACAAAUGGAAAACAUAAUGCCUCUGGCCACUGGAGGCAGAAUUAUGUUUUUUUGCUCUUUUGUUCUACAACUGCUAAAUUGAAUUAGAAAACAUAAAAAAAGGUGCAUAUAUUAACAAAGGCCAAUCGUCACAGCAGGGUUUAAACUCUUUGAUAUGGUGAUGAAUAAAGAUGACAAAAUGAUGCUCAGUAAGUAACUGAAAUUGUGAGUGCUUUACUUUCGAUAAGUAGUGGCUGGUGGAUGAGGUUAUUUGUGGUGUCAUCGGUCAUGAGUGAUUAUUGAAUUUCUUCUAUUUUGUUUCUAACAAAACGUCCAGUGUUUCCUGCUGGUUUAUAAAAAGUAUUUUUUUAAUGACGUUAUUUUGUAUCUGGUCAUGAAAUAAGGAUUUGGAUAAAUUAAGUAGAUGAGUGUCUUCUUCAUUUCUGUAUUGUGGUAUCUGAAACUAUGUAGACACUAUUCUUGGGUGAGAGCAUUGGGGGGGAAUGAAGUGCCUGAAGUGUCUGUGUGUUUGUGUAAAUAUGAAUCUACGACUGCAUUAACUUGCUGUACAUACUGUAGCAUAUCUGGUGUCACAUUCGACGUGACCUCUACACAGAGUCGGCUCAUUUCCACCACUAAGAAUCUCACUGUUUCGUGUUCUGCUGUAGAAACCCAAGUACUGUACUCGCAGAUGUCAGCUGCAGGGCCUGUAUGACCGCGCAUCAGAUUGUGGGAUCACCUGAGUUUUUGUUCACGACACUCAUGAAAACCAGCGGAGGCGAAAAAGCAGGAAAUGAUAUUUGGACGUCGCUGUGUCUCGUUCACAUGACGCUCAAACGUGAGGGUUUCUCCUCCCUUUCAAACAGCCCGAUGGGAGUGCUGUCAGGGUGAGGUGUGUACUGUGUAGAGCAGGUGUUCUCUUAGUCACA
This is a messenger RNA of Platichthys flesus (European flounder), 5133 nucleotides long. RefSeq names its product sushi domain containing 5 (gene susd5). Gene Ontology annotation, molecular function: hyaluronic acid binding. Lineage: Eukaryota; Metazoa; Chordata; Actinopteri; Pleuronectiformes; Pleuronectidae. The coding region runs from base 1 to 2436 and encodes 811 amino acids. The transcript is spliced from 5 exons. Gene Ontology annotation, biological process: Notch signaling pathway; cell adhesion. The record is from RefSeq and is a predicted model, not a curated record.